GUGCUCCCGCCGCACCGCGCACUCGUCGCAACGUCGUCGCGCGCACACCACGUCCACUGCCACUGGUGCAUCGGCUGUUCGGCUCAGCGCGCGCGUUUCCAGUUUCCAGGCGGCCGCCGGUUUAUUUCUCCCUCGUCGUUUUCUCGUCGCGGGGUUCAGUCUCGCGCCGUUCUCAGUCCGUGUGCCGUCGUCCCAGCUCCCGUACGCCCGGCGUGCGCGUUUCGAUCCGAUUUGAAUUUUUUUUUCUGGACAUUUAGGUUUGGCUACGUGGAGACAAAUUUAUUAAAAUAAACAAAAAUACUCUGUAGUGUAGAACAAUUUUUACUUCGACCUUCGGCGUCACGUUCGAUUCGUAACCGCAAUGUACGUAGCACUAGCCAAGUUCACUGUGCACACACACAGUUAAAACUCCUUACCGUUUGGUUAGUUGUUUUUAGUUUUUAAAUUUUUUUCCCAAUCUUUGAAUAGUUCAUUGCACCCGUUUGUGACCCGCUCAAACCGAUUGCAACGAUGGUUGCAAGCAGCCCGAAAAGAACGUUAGCGUUUAUUGUGUUGUUGGUGUUGUGCGAUGGAUUAAUCGUGUCGGCAUCGUACGGCGGUUCGUUUGUAAGUUUGGUGGAAGUCGUCAACCACACAAAGUUCACACAGGAUGACACCAAAGAUUUGUACGUCAAUUUGACAGUUGGCAUGUUUGGACAAGGACUCAAUGAAAACAUAAAAAUCAGGCCCACCUCUAGACUUGCUUUACGUGGUUCUGAGUGUUAUAAAAACCAUCCGAUGAAGAACAUUGAUUCUGACAACCAUAUAUUCAAACAGUUGUGGACAAAUGGUACUUACUUGUUGAUGAGCAUCACGUUCAAGUUUGAUCGAGACUUGACCACCCGAAACGUAUACUUAUGCACGUAUGAGCCGCGAAAACCACCCAACGGACUGACUUCGUCGUUGUGGAGCGUGUUUAGUGGUUCUGGCGACGACGGUGAUGGUCGAUGGGUGAACCAGGGUGAUUCGGUAGCUAUCAGAUCCGACGAAAUGGCUCAGUCCACGGAAAAUUCAUUGGAUUCGUCACCAAGCAGGCAGAGAAGGCAACAAGGGACAACAUUAAAAAAUGUUACCCCAUUAGGUACAGCUUACAUAUCUCCAGUAAACUUUUAUGGCUUACGGGUUGAGUACUCAGAUGCAGCGGUGGACUACGACGAUCGAGGAGUACCACAGUUACUGGUUCAACGAAAUGCGUCGUUUCGUUUGUUUGGUAGUGAAUGGACUGAAAAAACAAUAUUUGUUCUUACGGAAAAAAUUGGUGAAAAAGGGGGUCCGUGUGAGUUUCCCGUUGGAGAAAUUCAAGGAGUAACUAUUUUACCGAACGAACCAAACACAGCUAAAAUGGACAUCAUUUUGCCGCAAGCCAGUAAAGCAGGUACGAUAUUCUACUUCUGUUCGAAAGAGAGCGAUAAGUCCGGUGCGAUUUGGACACAUAUGGGUAGCGAAUAUUACAAACAGAUGGGAGUGUACGAAAAAAUGCUACCUUUCUGGCUGCAGGUUGCUAUUAUUCUCACGUGUUUGUCAUUCUCAUCCCUUUUCUCCGGUCUAAACUUGGGUCUGAUGUCGUUGAAUCGAAUGGACCUGAAGAUCAUUUGCAAUACGGGCACAGAGGCAGAGCGAAAGUACGCUAAAGCUAUAUUGCCUGUGCGUAUUCAUGGUAACUACUUGCUAUGUAGUAUUCUAUUGGGUAACGUCAUGGUCAAUUCGAUAUUUACCAUUCUGUUGGAUGACUUGACGUCCGGCUUGGUGGCGGUCAUUACUUCUACACUGGCCAUUGUCAUAUUUGGCGAAAUCACUCCUCAAGCUGUUUGCUCACGUCAUGGAUUGGCCAUCGGUGCCAAAACCAUUUACGUCACGAAAACCGUAAUGGUGCUUACUACCCCGCUAUCUUGGCCCAUCAGUAAGAUGUUAGAUUGGGCGCUCGGCGAGGAAAUCGGUAGCACAUACAACAGAGAACGUCUCAAAGAAUUAGUCAAGAUGACUGGUGACGAAUACAACGACUUGGAAAAAGACGAAGUUAAUAUAAUUUCUGGAGCCCUCGAACUUCAUCGCAAAAAAGUUGGCGAUGUAAUGACCAAGUUGGAGGACGUGUACAUGCUGUCAUACGAUACGGUGUUGGACUUUGAAACCGUCUCAGAAAUCAUGAAAUCUGGAUACUCGAGGAUACCCGUGUACGAGGGCAACCGUCAAAAUAUUGUCACCAUGUUGUACAUCAAGGACUUGGCGCUGGUCGAUCCCGACGACAACACAUUGCUUAAAACGCUGUGCCAAUUCUACCAGAAUCCGUGUUAUUUCGUAUUUGAAGACACCACACUCGACGUACUGUUCAAGCAGUUCAAAGAAGGUAUUAAAGGACAUAUGGCAUUUGUUCAUCGUGUGAAUAAUGAAGGCGAAGGUGAUCCGUUCUAUGAAACCGUUGGCAUAAUAACACUGGAAGAUGUAAUUGAAGAAUUGAUUCAGGCUGAGAUUAUGGAUGAAACUGAUGUUUACACCGAUAACCGUUCGAAACAACGUCGACAACAACGUUCACUUAGAGCUCAAGACUUUACUGCGUUUGCCGAGCGCAAUGAAAAUCAACGUAUCCAUAUUUCUCCACAACUUACUUUGGCCACAUUCCAAUUUUUGUCGUCGAGUGUCGAAGCUUUCAAAACAGAUGUUGUAUCAGAAACUAUUUUAAUGCGAUUGCUCAAACAGGACGUGAUAUUCCACAUAAAAAUGAAAGAUAAAGAAAGAUUUAAGUCUGAUCCGGCUAGUAUCAUUUACCAGCAGGGCAAACCAGUCGAUUACUUUGUGCUCAUAUUGGAAGGACGUGUCGAAGUUACCGUCGGUCGUGAAAAUCUUGUAUUCGAAAGCGGGCCAUUCACUUACUUUGGAUCACAAGCCUUACACCAGAACAUCGGAAUCGGCGAGUCACCACCAUCCGGAGCCAACCCUACAAUGGCCAAUUCGACUGUGAACAACAUGGGCAGUAUACAGUCGGUCAACAUCGAUGCCAUGUUGCGUUACACUUUCGUGCCCGAUUACUCGGUGCGUGCUGUUACUGAGGUGAUGUACUUACGCGUGAAACGUUCGUUCUACAUGGCAGCAAAACGAGCCACGCUCAUGGAACGUUCUAAGAAAAUGUCAAACGCCGGUGAAUUCGAUGAAGAAGUAGACAAGCUGUUCCAUACUUAUGGAGACGAAGAUCGGAAGAGUAUCCAAGGUUCUCCAGACGUCACUAGAAAUGCAUCUCAGACAGCAGUACAGCCUUCUACAAUUUCGGCCAACGCAGCAUCUCUUAACAACGGAGAACCUACUCAACCUGUAGCUGUAGCAUUCUCACGAACACCUCAGGGUACCUCCGACGCAUCGGCUGAAGAAAAAAUCACACUUUUGGGCACUAACACAUUGUCUGCUGCUACGAAAUCGGACACUACAGAUCCAUCAUCUUAGGUCUAUCGAUAAUGAUAUUAAUUGUUAGUCUGUUCUUUUAUAAUCGUCAUGUUUUUUUUCUGCUUUACAUUAGAUUUAAUAGCGUUUAUUUAAGGAAGUACAUUACACGAUUGAUUUUUGUAUAAUCAAUGAUUACACAUAAGCACGUAGCAGAUAUUAUUUAAGUUUUUAUUUUUUUCUAUUGUUAUGUGUUAUGUAUAAUUUUUGACUUAAGUAGUUCUAGUCCAGCAUUAUUGUGUUCAGUAAGUGUCCAAAAAAUCCCAUCAGAGUCUUUCUGAACAAUACGCGAGUCAAUCAAUAUGUGUACAUUUUAAUUUAUUUACGCUCUCUUUAUGCGCUCAUAUUGGACAAACAAUUAUUAAACUGCCAUAGCGGCUGCACACUGAGGACUCGACUCCCAUUUUAUCAAUCUAGUGACUAACUACUUCAACCAGCUUUUAUUUUAUUGUACUUUUUUUUACGAUUUAUAAUAUAAUUGCUUUAUUUAUUUCAUAUUAUUAUUUAUAAAUAUAUACAUAAUACACACCCGUUUAUAUAUUAUAUAUUAUAUUACAUAUAUAAUUAAGCUUUGUGUCCCGGUGACGCGGAAAUCCGUUUUGUAUAUAUGCAAAAGCGAAUCUCCAAGGCUUUUCGUGUCUCUUAAAUUUUCAACCGAUUUAAGACCCCUCAGAGUGAUCUCGGAGGCAUGUGAGUUCUCGUAUUUUUUGAUAUUCAGUUGUAUUAAGAAAUCGAUGAAUCCAUGAAAAAUCGGUACUGUUCUAUCUUUCUUAUUUUUUCAAUGAAAUGAAUAAUAUUUUCCUUCUAUAACUGAAUAAACAAAACAAAAAACAAUUUUAUUUAAUUGAAAUAUAACAUUAUAUCUUAAAUUAACAAUUUCCUCUCACUAAACGACAUCACUAUUAAAUCGUUUAAACCUUUAAAUAUGUUCUUCAACUUCGUUAUUAAUUUUUUUAUUUGUUUGAGUAUUACAUAUUGUUAUGUAUAGAUAUUCAACAAGUUUUUAAUUGACUUUAAAAUUAACACAGUUACGUGGCGUUUUAUAAUUCUUAGGAUUGCGCUCAAAUUAAAGUCUAAGUAAUUAUAGGUCAUAAAAAUAAUUGGAAUAAUGUUUGGUGACUCGUUACAGCAUAUUUAGCUUCAGAGUUAACUAGUCUUUUUUAAGCUUACUGUUCAUGUUAUAUUAUGAUAAUAUAAUAUAUAGUGAUGUUCGUUACAUAAAAAAUUUUUAAAAAAGCAGAAUAGUUGGAACAAAAUAAUUAGUUAAUAUGGAAGGGGAGAAGCAUAAUGUUGAGAGUUUAUAAACAUAUAUUUAUAUAUAAUAAUAAUUAUUGAUAAUAUUAUAAUUAUUAAUGUUUGUAUACUAAAUUUUCGUAAUAUUUAUCUGUUGCGUGUAAGUAAUUAUAUAAUAUUAGAUACCUUAUGAUGUUAUUAAGCUGAAUAAUAAUCUUAGAGCUAUAUUCGACAGUAAUCGACUGAUGGUUAUCGACAUUUGUCCAACAAUACUUACCUACACAAGAGUUCAAUCAUAAUAUCAAUUAUUGUGGUUAGGCGCAAUGCACACGACUGGCAUAAUGACAUCAUUAAAAUAUAAUAUAUAAUAAUAUAGUACAAUCUACUCGUAUCGGUACAAACGUUCACCUUGUAUACAUUUCAACAUGGUGGUCAAUUAUUGUCAAACAUAUUAUUAUCAUAUUUUUUUUUCGUCCACCUAUAACAUUGAACGAAUCAUAAUGUCUCAAAAGUAGCCAAUGCAAAAUUAAAAACAC
Myzus persicae (green peach aphid) is the source of this 5237-nucleotide messenger RNA. RefSeq names its product metal transporter CNNM4 (gene uex). Gene Ontology annotation, biological process: magnesium ion homeostasis; transport. The record is from RefSeq and is a predicted model, not a curated record. Lineage: Eukaryota; Metazoa; Arthropoda; Insecta; Hemiptera; Aphididae. Gene Ontology annotation, molecular function: transmembrane transporter activity. The coding region runs from base 511 to 3471 and encodes 986 amino acids. Gene Ontology annotation, cellular component: plasma membrane. The transcript has 12 exons.